This is a messenger RNA of Lepisosteus oculatus (spotted gar), 2054 nucleotides long. Its product is annotated as alpha-1A adrenergic receptor. The record is from RefSeq and is a predicted model, not a curated record. Gene Ontology annotation, molecular function: alpha1-adrenergic receptor activity. NCBI's taxonomy places the organism in Eukaryota, Metazoa, Chordata, Actinopteri, Semionotiformes, Lepisosteidae. Gene Ontology annotation, cellular component: plasma membrane. Gene Ontology annotation, biological process: positive regulation of MAPK cascade; phospholipase C-activating G protein-coupled receptor signaling pathway; cell-cell signaling.
UCGGGGAGCAGGCACGCAGCUCGCUAGCGCAUCGGCGCUCUGUGGAGUCAGGAGGGCUUAGCCUUAUCUGUCGCUCCUAUUCUGCUGCCUGGGCCAAUUUCAACAGGGACUGCAGAGUUCAAACGGAGGUCGGGAAAGAGAGAGAGAGAGAGGGUCUUUGCGUCCAGCUGAAGUGAAAACAACCAUAUAGCGCAAAAGGUAAACUUUUUUUAAAGCUUUUUUUGGGGGGGCCGAGUCGACAAAGAACAGCAAACGCACUUUUUGGACCCUGCGUGUGGCCGUGCGAUUAACGAACACUCCGAUUAAGUGCGUGCAGAGGAGAAGAAAGCUACUCGUCUGUCGUCGAUCGUCGAAGUUUGCCCGGUCUGCUGCCGCCCCGCCGCACGCCUGCCUGCUAUGGAGGGUCGCGCCUCUCACGAUGAGUCUGGACGCUAGAGAUGCCCUCGGGGUUAACGCGUCUUCGCCGCGGCUUGCGCCCCACGAUGGGGAACUGCCCGCCAAUCUCUCCAACGGGACCUCCGGGAACCAGACGCUGUUCCCUUCCCUGGACGUCACGAGGGCGGCCGCGCUGGGCAUCGUGCUGGGCGCCUUCAUCUCCUUCGCCAUAGUGGGCAACAUCCUGGUCAUCCUGUCGGUGGUCUGCAACCGUCACCUGCGCACGCCCACCAACUACUUCAUCAUCAACCUGGCCAUCGCCGACCUGCUGCUGGGCACCACCGUGCUGCCCGUCUCGGCCACGCUGGAGAUCGUGGACUACUGGGUCUUCGGCCGGGUGUUCUGCGACAUCUGGGCGGCCGUGGACGUGCUGUGCUGCACCGCCUCCAUCAUGAGCCUGUGCGUCAUCUCCAUCGACCGCUACAUCGGCGUCCGGUACUCCCUGCAGUACCCGACCAUCGUGACGGAGGGCAGGGCCGUGCUGGCCAUGCUGGGCGUCUGGGGGCUCUCCCUCGUCAUCUCCAUCGGGCCCCUGCUGGGCUGGAAGCAGCCGGCGCCCCCGGACGAGAAGGUCUGCGUCAUCACCGAAGAGCCGUUUUACGCGCUGUUCUCCUCCCUGGGCUCCUUCUACAUCCCGCUGGCCGUCAUCCUGGCCAUGUACUGCCGGGUGUACAUCGUCGCCAAGCGCACCACCCGGAACCUGGAGGCCGGGGUGAUGAAGGAGAGGAGCAACGCCAAGGAAUUCACGCUGCGGAUCCACUACCGGGGCUCCCAGGCCAGCGAGGAGGGCGCGGGGGCCGGCAGGGGCCGAGCGCAGCACAUCCGGAGCUCGCUGACCGUCCGGCUGCUCAAGUUCUCGCGGGAGAAGAAGGCGGCCAAGACUCUGGGCAUCGUGGUGGGCAUGUUCAUCCUGUGCUGGCUGCCCUUCUUCCUGGCCCUGCCCAUCGGAUCUUUCAACACCCAUCUGCGGCCUCCCGAGACCUUGUUCAAGGUGAUCUUCUGGCUGGGCUACUUCAACAGCUGCCUGAACCCCAUCAUCUACCCCUGCUCCAGCAAGGAGUUCAAGAGGGCCUUCAUCCGCAUCCUCCGGUGCCAGUGCCGGCGCAGGAAACGCCCGGGCUGGAAGGCCUCCAACUACCGCACCUCCCACCUCGACUCCUCCGACUACUCCCGCAAAGACUCCGUGGACUCCAUCUUCUUCAACGGGAGCCAGAGGAGGCUGUCCUCGCCCAGCCCCAGCUGCCUGUGCAUCGGGCCGGACCGACACCACGAGCCGGGCGCCCCCCACGCCUGGCGGCCCUGCGCCUCCUCCCUCCCCGGCAGCCCGACCGACAGCCAGCUCCGGCCCCUGGCGGGGAGGCUGGACAGCGGCUGCCUGUGCCGGGGGCUCCCGGAGCGCAACGGGAGCAGCGCGCUCCCGCUGCAGAGACCCUACGCCCUCUGCCUGGGGCCCCCUCAGGCCCACGGCCUCCCCUAUGGCCAGGGGCCCGCGGGGAGCGGCCGUGUGGGCGGGUUCGCCCUGGUGUCGGAGUGAACCAGCGGUCCGGCGGUUCGGGGGCUCAGGCGGCGGGUACCGCACGCCGGGCCGCGCUGUGUUUCUGGUUGUUUCUUGUUGUUUU